This is a messenger RNA of Symbiodinium sp. CCMP2456, 1032 nucleotides long. NCBI's taxonomy places the organism in Eukaryota, Dinophyceae, Suessiales, Symbiodiniaceae. The record is from the annotation of a GenBank genome assembly.
AUGGAGUUGAAAGGUGAGGUGUUCGAAAGUUGCGAGAGCUAUCCGGAUGUCGUCGAGUUCUGUCCACGCGGAGACGAAGCUUGCCUUGCCUGGGGAACGUAUGAGCACGUGGAGGAAACCAAUCAGCGCAAGGGAGCUCUUGUUUUUGCAAGCAUCGAACAAGCUGACCAGUCGCACCAGUAUUCGCUUCGCCGCACGCAGAUUAUAGAAAGUCCUGGUGUGUACGACAUUGCCUGGGGCCCUGACGGCAGUGUUCUAGCGACUGCUUGUGCGGAUGGAUGUGUGAGGCUCUGUUCCCAGAGUCGUGGGGUGCUGCACGAGGCUUCCAACGUAUCCGAGCAGAUAUUGACGCACCUUUGCUUUGGAGCUGGUGGAGAUGGACUGGCUGCAGUGGGCCAGGAUGGUAAAUGCUACCAUCUGAAGCUGGAUGCGUCGGGCUUGCAGAAACUGGCAGAGAAGCAGCAGCACGAUCUGGAAGUGUGGUGUGUUGACGUGUCUCCUGCAGAGCCUGAUUUGGUCCUGUCUGGUGCAGAUGAUGGCCAUGUAGCCGUUUGGGAUAUCAGAGAACCAGACACGCCUGCCCUUCGCAAUCGCCGAAGUCACGAGGCUGGUGUGACGGCUUUGGCUUUCAAUCCCUUCAACCCGUUGCAAGUGGCAUCUGGCAGCUAUGACGAAAGGCUCCGGCUCUUCGAUCUGCGAAAGCUGACGGCUGAACCUGUGGCAAAGACAGGUCGACUCGGUGACGGAGCAUACCAGAUCGCAUGGCAUCCUCGGUGGCGGGGCAUUCUUGCCGUCGCUGCCAUGCGCAGUGGCUUCCCUGUGUUCCGUCUUGAUGAUGCAGGCUUUGAGUGUCUGACUGCCUACGCCGCAGAUGCGCCAGAAGGAACGCACGGCUCAUUGGGCUACGGAAUUUCCUGGGAAUUUGCAGCUUCUUCGGAGAUGUCUUUGGCGGCUUCAGCGUCGUUCUACGACCGCAGUGUGCACCUGUGGACAGUACGGAGCUCGAAGCAUGCCACAGACGAGCCAACUUGA